GGGAGGCCGAGCCCCGAAGGCAGGCCCUGCUGCCCCAGCACCCUGCCACGGAUCCCCUCAACACAUCCCCAGAUCCUGUUCGACCACACGCAAGUGAGCUCGGGCUUCAGCAAGAACGGCGUGAGUGUGUCCGUGACGGGGACCUCCACGAUGCACAUCGACAUUCCUGCCAUUGGUGUGAACAUCACCUUCAACGGGGACGUCUUCCACAUCCAGCUGUCCUACAGCCACUUCAGCCACAACACUGAGGGCCAGUGCGGCACCUGCACCAACAGCCAGACCGACGACUGCCGCCAGCCAGACGGCACCAUGGCCCCCACCUGUCAAGACAUGGCCCACAGGUGGCUGGUCCCCGAGAGCGGCAGGGAGGACUGCUGGGCGCCGACCCGCCCGCCCCCGACGGCUGGCACCUCGACCUCAGCACCCGCCACGCCCACCUCCUCCCCGUGCCCCCCGGUGCCCCUCUGCGAGCUGCUGCGGAGCCCGGUCUUCGCGGAGUGCCACGCCCUCAUCCCACCUGAUCCGUUCGUCAGCUCCUGCGUCAGUGAUGACUGCCAAGCCAACCCCCACCAGGCGCCCUGCCGGAGCCUGGAGGCCUACGCGGCGCUCUGCCGUGCCAGGGGCGUGUGCAGCAACUGGCGGAAUGCCACCAACGGGCUGUGCGACUUCACCUGCCCACCCGACAAGGUGUACCAGCCAUGUGGCCCCGCACAGGCCGCGUCCUGCGACUCCAGGAGCCAGAGCGCAGCAGGCAGGGGGCUGGCAGAAGGCUGCUUCUGCCCUGACGGACACACCCUCUUCAACACGCACACCAACGUCUGCGUGCGCGAGUGCGGCUGUGUGGGACCAAAUGGGUUUCCCAAAUCCCCUGGGGAGCGGUGGGUCAGCAACUGCCAGGACUGCGUGUGCCACGAGGGCUCCAGGUCAGUGCAGUGCACUCCCGUGCCAUGCGAGGCCCAGGAGCGGCCCCCGCAGUGUAGCCGGGCUGGCUUUGUGACCGUGACCAGGCCUCUAGCCAACAACUCCUGCUGUCUGGAGACGCUGUGUGUCUGCAACAUGACCACCUGCCCCCAGAGCCCACCCAGAUGUGGGCCAGGAGAGGAGCUGAUCCGCACCCAGGAGGAGGGUGACUGCUGCCCCACCUUCGACUGCCGACCUCAGCUGUGUUACUACAAUCACACGGUCUUUGGGAUCGGUGCAACCUUCCCAUCGGUCACUCCCUGCCACACGUGCACCUGCCUGUCCGGGGACACCCAGGGCCCAAUUGUGCGGUGUGAGGAGAACACCUGUACCACUACCUGCCGCCAGGGCUACGAGUACUGGAAGGUGGCUGGACAGUGCUGUGGGGAGUGCGUGCAGACAGCCUGUCCCACGGAGGACGGCAGGCUGGUCCGGCCCAACGAGACCUGGGUCAACAGCCACGUGGACAACUGCACGCAGUACCGCUGCGAGGUCAAGAACGGGCUGCACGUGCUCACCCCGAGGCCCACGCCCUGCCCGGACGUGUCCAGCUGUCAG
This is a messenger RNA of Ailuropoda melanoleuca (giant panda), 1518 nucleotides long. RefSeq names its product mucin-5B-like. NCBI's taxonomy places the organism in Eukaryota, Metazoa, Chordata, Mammalia, Carnivora, Ursidae. The record is from RefSeq and is a predicted model, not a curated record. The annotation marks the transcript as partial. Gene Ontology annotation, molecular function: protein binding. The transcript has 12 exons.